Syngnathus acus (greater pipefish) is the source of this 2961-nucleotide messenger RNA. RefSeq names its product tubulointerstitial nephritis antigen-like 1 (gene tinagl1). NCBI's taxonomy places the organism in Eukaryota, Metazoa, Chordata, Actinopteri, Syngnathiformes, Syngnathidae. The record is from RefSeq and is a predicted model, not a curated record. The coding region runs from base 143 to 1567 and encodes 474 amino acids. The transcript is spliced from 12 exons. Gene Ontology annotation, cellular component: lysosome. Gene Ontology annotation, biological process: proteolysis. Gene Ontology annotation, molecular function: cysteine-type peptidase activity; peptidase inhibitor activity.
CCUGCCUGCCUGCCUGACUGUAUAUAGAGAAGACUCAAGUGCAGCUCCACACAUCCUCUGAGACACACACGCACAGCAAGACGCAUUUCUUGAUACUGGUGGAUUAUUCAGAAAGAAGUUGGAUUUUGCCAGAAGACUCGUCAUGAAGCUCUUCCUCGUACUUGGCGCGUUGCUCCUGGUGGAGGCGGAGGGAAAUGCGGCGCGAAGCCAGUGGAGGAGGUCCAAGAGGGAGCUGGCUGCUCCGCUACACACGGGUGGCAUCCGCGACCCGCUGGGCUCGUACUGCCAGCGGCGAGGCGGCUGCUGCCCGGGACGGGACGACCUGUGCACCGUGCCCUACUUGGACACCAUCUGCUACUGUGACCUCUUCUGCAACCGCACCGUGUCUGACUGUUGCCCCGACUUCUGGGGGCACUGUCUGGGCGUGGAUCCCCCCUUCAUUGGCUCCUGUGAACGAAACGGGAUCAAGUUCCUCUCAGGACAAACAUACAAGGACAACUGCAACUUGUGCACAUGCGGCACGACGGGACGGUGGGAGUGUGAACAGAACGCCUGCUUGAUGGACGGCAACAUGAUCCAGGCUAUCAACAGAGGGAAUUAUGGGUGGAGGGCUGCUAACUACAGCCAGUUGUACGGCAUGACAUUGGACGAGGGCAUCCGCUACAGACUGGGCACGCAGAGACCCUCCAAAAGCAUCUUGAACAUGAACGAAAUCCAGAUGAACAUGGAUCCCCAGGGCGACGCCUUGCCCUCCAGUUUCAACUCGGCUGACAAGUGGCCAGGCAAGAUCCACGAACCUCUGGACCAGGGCAACUGCGCCGCCUCCUGGGCCUUCUCGACAGCGGCCGUAGCAUCGGAUCGAAUCUCCAUCCAGUCCAUGGGUCACAUGACCCCUCAGCUGUCCCCGCAGAACCUCAUUUCCUGCGACAUUAAGAACCAGGGCGGCUGCGCCGGGGGCCGCGUCGACGGAGCCUGGUGGUAUCUCCGCCGCAGAGGGGUGGUGACGGAAGACUGCUACCCGUACAGCGCCCCGCGACCCACGGCGACCGAGGCGGCCCGCUGCAUGAUGCAGAGCCGCUCAGUGGGCCGAGGAAAGAGGCAGGCCACACAGCGCUGCCCCAACGCGCACAACUACCAGCACAACGACAUCUACCAGUCCACGCCGCCCUACAGGCUCUCGGCCAACGAAAAGGAGAUUAUGAAGGAGAUUAUGGAUAAUGGCCCCGUGCAAGCCAUCAUGGAGGUCCACGAGGACUUCUUUGUAUACAAGAGCGGCAUCUACAAACACACGGACGUCAGCUUCACUAAGCCGCCGCACUUCCGCAAGCACGGCACGCACUCGGUCAGGAUCACCGGGUGGGGUCAAGAGUGGGACUCUAAUGGCGCUCCCAAGAAGUACUGGAUUGCCGCCAACACCUGGGGCAAGAACUGGGGCGAAGACGGCUACUUCCGCAUCGCCCGCGGCGACAACGAGUGCGAGAUCGAGACCUUUGUGAUCGGUGUGUGGGGCAGGGUCACCGUGGAGGACAUGCACCACCACCAGCACCAGCGCCGCCGCCACGUUUAGAGCCCACACAGCAGGAGCCUCAGAACUUCACCCUCCCCCACCCCAACCAACCAACCAACCAACCAACCAACCAACCAACCAACCAACCAACCAACCAACCAACCAACCAACCAACCAACCAACCACCGCAUCUCAGCUGGUUUUACUUGCCUUGACUAGCGUCUGAAGAAGCACGCGCAUCCACAAUUCCUCCGAUCAAGAGAAACGCAGGCGGCAAGGGGGAUGAUGAAAAGACAAACACUUUGAACGGAGCGGAGCAGUUUUGGGCAAACAGGCACAAAUCCCCCAAAAUAAGCGACACAGACACGCCCAGACAUUCUCUGGAAUACAAGCCCCAUGCAUCUAAGCUGUAGGCGGUUGACUUUCACAGUUUCACCUUCAGAAAAAAAAUGUUGUUUGGGCCAGAAUAUAUGAAACAAAAAGCAGUGAGUCAAGUCAUCAUGAUGACACGUUUGCUCAAAGUAGUUUAUUUUGCUACCCGUUGUACUGUAUUUGAUUAUUAUAAUUUACAAAUCCAACACUCAUGUGACUUAUUUUUAUACUUUGAUUGUUAAGUGCUUCUGGAGAACCAAAAAGAAAAAUGCAAGUUUCUCAGCAGUGAUGGAUAAAUAGAAACCCCUUAAUAAACAGACAAUGACGUUAGAUAAGUACACCUGCCAAAUAAUGAUCCAUUUGACCUCUCAUUCCAGAAGAAACACUGGGUGACUAUUUGACCUGCCAAAUGGUGAGCUCACUUAUAGCUAUCCUUCCUUUAACCAGCAUUGAGCAGCUAUUUGACGUGCCAAAUAGUGAGCCCACUUACAACUGGAUCGUAUUCAAGCCAUUUUGAAAGUGUGCAACAUGUUUGCGUUGCGGAUUGUGAGGAGUGCGGGGGGGGUCUACUUCACCUAAGUAGGGAUUUUCAGCUCUCACUUGAAAGUGAGCUAGGCUGUUAUUAUUGCUGGUCUUCAAUUACGCUCCUCUUCAAGCGCCGUAAUCCUGCCUCGUGAUCUUUCGCACCGUCGCUUCUUCCUUCAAACUUCAAAGAUAAACGCAUGUACGCAAUUGGACAGGCAGGGUGCAGUGUGGCGUGUCCGCCGUCCUCCAUCAUGUUGUGGUCCGGACGUCAACCCCCCAAAAAUGCCAACAUCCACUCCACAUUGUUGUGUGUGUAUGUAUGUAUGUGUGUGUGUGUGUGUGUGUGUGUGUGUGUGUGUGUACGCGCGUGUUUGCGUGUGAGAACGCCACACUCACUCGUGUGCGUCAUUUAUUUAUAAGAAGUAAAUUAAGCUACACUGUAUGUUAUUCCGCUCGUAUCUGUGCAAUGUUCGUCUCUCGGUCGUCUGGUGCGCCUUGCGUGUAAUAAACGCGAGUGAGUGUCCACUUGCGCCGCACAAUAAAGUCUUUCCAUCACC